AUGAGUGGACAAAACGACGUUGAUCAAUGGCUUAAGACCGUAAAGGAUGGUGGAGUUUUACCUGAAAGAGACCUCAGAAUCCUCUGUGAAAAAGUCAAGGAAAUCUUGAUCGAGGAAAGCAACGUCCAACCAGUCAGUGCUCCAGUCACAAUUUGUGGUGACAUUCAUGGACAGUUCCAUGAUUUAUUGGAACUUUUCAACAAGGGAGGUGAGAUCCCUAAUACCCGCUAUAUCUUCAUGGGAGAUUUCGUUGAUAGAGGCUACAACUCCGUCGAAACCUUCCAACUUCUUUUAUGCUUGAAACUCAAAUACCCAGCUCACAUCACCCUCUUGAGAGGAAACCAUGAAACCAGACAAAUUACAACUGUCUAUGGAUUCUAUGAUGAGACCAUUAGAAAAUACGGUAAUGCCAAUCCUUGGAAAUAUUGCACCGAAGUAUUCGAUUACCUUGGUAUUGGUGCCAUUGUUGAAGGCAAAAUUUUCUGUAUCCAUGGUGGACUUUCUCCAGAUAUCAAGACAAUUGAUCAAAUCAGAUUAAUCGAAAGAAGAAUGGAAAUCCCACACGAAGGACCAUUCUGCGAUCUUAUGUGGUCAGACCCAGAAGAGAUCGAGACCUGGGCUAUGUCUCCAAGAGGUGCUGGUUGGUUAUUCGGAUCAAAAGUUACCUCAGAAUUCAACCAUAUUAAUGAUAUUGAGCUUAUCGCCAGAGCUCAUCAGCUUGUUAUGGAUGGCUUCAAGUAUUGGUUCAAGGAUUAGACUUUAGUCACCGUCUGGUCCGCACCCAACUAUUGCUACAGAUGCGGUAACGUAGCAUCAAUCCUUAACAUUAACGAAAAACUUGAGAGAUCAUUCGACAUUUUCCAUGCUGUAACUGAAAGCUCAAGAGUUGUGCCAUACAGAAACGUUGUUCCCUAUUUCCUCUGA
Molecule: messenger RNA, 924 nt
Organism: Stylonychia lemnae
Lineage: Eukaryota; Ciliophora; Spirotrichea; Sporadotrichida; Oxytrichidae
Source: the annotation of a GenBank genome assembly